AUGCCAAAGAUCAUGUGGAAGAGCCUCCAUCUUUGCUUCCCUUCAAAUCUCACCAAAUGCUAUACUUCGCCGUGUCUUCCUCCCUCCGCCGCCGCUGAGGACGACGAUCCUAGCCGUCCAUCUAUCGUUCUCAUCAACAACUUCAACCUACUCUACCACAAUAAUGACCACAACAACCACCGUGUCGUUGACUUACCUUCCUCAUCCACCGCCACCACCUUCUCCUCUUCCGCCACGUCAUCAUACGAAUCCGAGAGCCACGACAUUUCUCCUGAACUAUCCGCCGCUUUCGCUUCCCGUCGCUUCUUCUUCUCUUCCCCUGGCCGAUCAAAUGCAAUCACCGACUCACCGGAAACACGGUCAAGAGAACUCUCUGAUAAUAGCGACUGUGCCACUAUCAAGACAACAAAGAACAAGAACUACGACAACACUAACGUUGAUACCACGAGGCUUCUAAGCGGAGGUUCGGCCGUGAAGCAACACGUGUACUCACCGGAUCCGUUGACUGACUUCAGACGAUCAAUGCAAGAGAUGAUUGAUGCCGCCAUCGACGCCGGAGAUCUCAGCCAUCCCGACGACGGUUAUGAUUACUUGAACGAGUUGCUUCUUAGUUAUCUAGCGUUGAAUCCAACCGACAUGCAUAAGUUCAUCAUAAGGGCUUUCUCCGACGUCAUGGUCUCACUCUUGUCGGAAGAACGUCGAAUAUGA
Messenger RNA from Eruca vesicaria subsp. sativa (arugula), 708 nucleotides. The record is from the annotation of a GenBank genome assembly. NCBI's taxonomy places the organism in Eukaryota, Viridiplantae, Streptophyta, Magnoliopsida, Brassicales, Brassicaceae.